AUGUCCAAAGCCAAGAGGGUCAAUGGACUGACUGUCUCGGUUCCUUUUUUAUACGGAUCUACAGCAACGGCUGUAACUAAAAAAGACGCAUUGGUAGAUCCAACACAUACGCAUAAAUGGGCAGUUUAUGUCCGAGGUAUCAAUGACGAAGACCUUUCAUAUUGUAUUAAGCGAGUUUUGAUUAAGCUUCAUGAAAGUUUUGAGUCGCCCAAUCGAGUAUUCGAGGCACCGCCAUACGAAGUUAACGAAACUGGAUGGGGAGAGUUUGAAAUCAUGAUCAAGAUCACGCUUGUGGAUCCAUUAGAAAAGCCAAUUACUGUAUACCAUCAACUUCAACUAUACCCAAAAGAAGAAAUUGCCUUGCAGUCUAAAAAGUCGGUGAUUGUGAAUCAUUAUGAUGAAUUGAUAUUUAAUGAGCCAUCUGAGGAAUAUGCCGAAUCACUCAAGAUUCAUGCAGAACUGUCUCAACUUCCACCUACGGGACCAUUUUCAUUACAAACGGAAGCAGAUGAAUUGCAGCAGCUAGAAGCCAUCUAUAACAAACUUAACUCGGAUCUGGAGAAACAGAACCAAACAUACAGGAAAACAGAGCAAGAGUUGCGACUUAUUCAAGCAGAACUUGUUGAACUCGAACGCCAAUAAAGCAUUAUAUAAAGCGGUACACUAU
Messenger RNA from Batrachochytrium dendrobatidis JAM81, 667 nucleotides. RefSeq lists its product as uncharacterized. The transcript is spliced from 5 exons. The coding region runs from base 1 to 642 and encodes 213 amino acids. Lineage: Eukaryota; Fungi; Chytridiomycota; Chytridiomycetes; Rhizophydiales. The record is from RefSeq and is a predicted model, not a curated record. Gene Ontology annotation, biological process: regulation of DNA-templated transcription.